AUGGAGGAAGAGGCUAAUUCUUGGAUAAGGAGAACAAAUUUCUCUCAUACUGUUUGUCAUCGGUUGGAUGCUUCAAGAUUGGCCUCUCUUCCUUUAACCAUCCAGCCAGAUAGAAUUUUGGGUGCCAAAUCGAGGCCCAGAACAUCUAACCUUAAUACAGAUCCAGAGCCUAUCGUGCCACAGAUUCAGCGAAACUCUACCACAAACAAGAACCGGGCUGUAUCCCCAGUCCCUGAAACAAAGCUUUCUGAUGCCUUCAAAGAGGCCCGGUCUAGUCAGAAGAGGUCCUUAACUCCACUUCCCAAAAGAAAAGGACCAGAGAAAGGAAUUGUUGGCAAAUUAUUCCAUAAAGAUUCCAAUGAUACCAAGGCACCUAAUUCGGAUUCACCUGGUUCAAAGUCUCCGGCAAAUAUUAGUCCUCUUAGGCACUUUGCGUCAAUGAAAUUUCAUGAGAAGACUAAGAGCCGUAAGGAGUCGGCGUGGUCAAAGUAUUUUGACCAUGGUGGGGGAAGGGUCACCUCUGUAGAAACUGCGGACGAGUUUGCGGUUGAUCUUUCUAAGUUAUUUCUUGGGCUAAGAUUUGCUCAUGGAGCGCACAGUCAGCUUUACCAUGGGAUAUACAAGGAACAACCUGUUGCGGUGAAAAUAAUCAGAGCGCCAGAUGAUGACGAAAAUGGAGACCUGGGUGGACGAUUAGAGAAGCAAUUCACUAGGGAGGCUACCCUUUUGUCUCGUCUCCACCAUGAAAAUGUAAUAAAGUUUGUGGCAGCCUGCAGAAAGCCACCAGUGUUUUGCAUUAUAACAGAAUAUUUAUCAGAAGGUUCUUUGAGAUCAUACUUGCACAAGCUUGGGCAUAAACCUGUUCCAUUGCAAAAGUUAAUCACGUUGGCAUUGGACAUUGCAAGAGGAAUGGAAUAUAUUCACUCGCAGGGCAUUAUUCAUAGAGACCUCAAACCAGAAAAUAUACUCAUCAAUGAAUAUUUCCGCCUAAAAGUUGCCGAUUUUGGCUAUCGAACACUCCUUCGUAUAACACUAGAAGACCGUCUACUAGGACCGUGA
Molecule: messenger RNA, 1059 nt
Organism: Fraxinus pennsylvanica
Lineage: Eukaryota; Viridiplantae; Streptophyta; Magnoliopsida; Lamiales; Oleaceae
Source: the annotation of a GenBank genome assembly